Molecule: messenger RNA, 540 nt
Organism: Aplosporella prunicola CBS 121167
Lineage: Eukaryota; Fungi; Ascomycota; Dothideomycetes; Botryosphaeriales; Aplosporellaceae
Exons: 2
Coding region: 1-540 (179 amino acids)
Source: RefSeq, a predicted model, not a curated record
AUGGAAUGGCUCCUGUUGAGACCAGGUAUGGAAGUCUAUGUUGACCAGGGCCAUUCAGGCGACUAUGAACCUUACAUCUUCAAGAAAAUGACCUUUGGCAUGGUAAAUGGAAGGAUAACAGAUUGUUGUCAUUACUUUUGGAACAUGAAAGGCGGCAGACGGUACUUGCACGCCUGUAAUUCAUGGGAACUUUCGGCCAGCCAAGAUGGCGUAUUUGACAUUGCGGAUUGUUACAUAAUCCCUUGCCACUACGUGGAGCAACACGAGGACUUGAAAAUAAGGGGUCACACUGGGAAAGAGCUAAGAAAGUUCUUUGAAGAUCGCGGACAGUUGUACUUCAAGUUACAGAAAAAGGGGUGCUUCGAUUUUGAUGGUGUGAUAAGGACACCACCAAUCAGACCGUAUGUCGGACAGGUCAUGGUUGACCCCGACCAAUGGGAACUCGAUCGCAGAACGUACUAUUGGAGCGAGAAAAUGGACACUGAUGGCCAUAUUGGUAAAACUGUUGCAGCAUUUCGUAUCUGCAACUGCCGACGAUGA